GUUUUCUGGGAUGAAGGGACGGCGGCGGUAAUGGCUGACUGGGUGGAAGUACUGGAUUAAAUGGUAACUAGCUGACAACGUUUAUGUUGUCAUGGAUGUUGCAGUUUAAUAAUGUUAAAAUGAGUUUCACCUGAAUUGUGUGCUUGUUCUUGUAAACUGCAUAAGGAGAUGCCUCCCAUCAUCAAAAUGCACGGUCUUGUCUCCUGCCCUCUGAGAAUGGAUGUGUUUUGCCGUUGCUAGGCCGUCUGAUCGAGUUUGGGGUGCUUCCCGAGUCUUUGACUUUGUAAACAAGCUGGCUAGCUAAAUAACAUUAUGUUGGGUGAUGUGAACAUGUUUCUCCAGUUUGCUAGAUAUCUUCUUGUUGAUAUAUAUCUAAUUGUCACAAUAAGCAAACCGAAAAGCCGUAACCUUUUAAUUUGCAUCAAUCAACUAACGCGUUAGCUAGGUUACAGUAGCACUGUAAAUGCCAGUUGAUCUGUUGCGACGCUAUCACCAGGGAGCACUGACUGAUAUAACUAACUAGCUUGCCAAAGAACGUGACGUUUUUAGCCAGUUAGCUAAGUUAGUAGGUCAUACAUUUACGUUUUGCUAGCGAAAUGGCCUAGGUACACUAUAUAUACAAAAGUAUGUGGACACCCCUUCAAAUUACUGUAUUCCACUAUUUUAGCCACACCCGUCGCUGACAGGUGUAUAAAACCACCACACAGCCAUGCAAUCUCCAUAGACAAACAUCGGCAAUAGGAUGGCCUUACUGAAGAACUCAGUGACUUUAAACGUCGCACCGUCAUAGAAUGCCAUCUUUCCAACAAGUCAGUAAAUCACAUUUCUGCCCUGCUAGAGCUGCCCGGGUCAAGUGUAAGUAUUGUUAUUGUGAAGUUGUUAUUGUGAAGUGGAAACGGCUGAGCCUUUGUUGCUCAUAGACGCAAAGUGGUAGGCCACACAAGCUCACAGAACGGGACCGCCGAGUGCUGAAGCACAUAGCGCCUAAAAAUCGUCUGUCCUAGGUUGCAACACUCACUACUGAGUUUGAUUACUGCCUCUGGAAGCAACGUCAGCACAUUAACUGUUCGUUGGGAGCUUCAUGAAAUGGGUUUCCAUGGCCGAACAGCUGCACACAAGCCUAAGAUCACCAUGUGCAAUGCCAAGUGUUGACUGGAGUGGUGUAAAGCUCGCUGCCAUUGGACUCUGGAGCAGUGGAUGCGCGUUCUCUGGAGUGAUGAAUCACACUUCACCAUCUGGCAGUCUGACUGACGAAUCUGGGUUUGGCGGAUGCCAGGAGAACGCUACCUGCCCCAAUGCAUAGUGCCAACUGUAAAGUUUGGUGGAGGAGGAAUAAUGGUCUGGGGCUGUUUCAUGGUUCGGGCUAGGCCCCUUAGUUCCAGUGAAGGGAAAUCUUAACGCUACAGCAUACAAUGGCAUUCUAGAUGAGUGCUUCCAACUUUGUGGCAACAGUUUGGGGAAGGCUCUUUCCUGUUUCAGCAUGACAAUGUCCCCCUGCACAAAGUGAGGUCCAUACAGAAAUGGUUUGUCGAGAUCGAUGUGGAAGAACUUGACUGGCCUGCACAGAGCCCUGACCUCAACCCCAUCGAACACCUUUGGGAUUAAUUGGAACGCUGACUGCAAGCCAGGCCUAAUCGCCCAACAUCAGUGCCUGACCUCACUAAUGCUCUUGUGGCUGAAUGGAAGCAAGUCCCUGCAGCAAUGUUCCAACAUCUAGUGGAAAGCCUUCCCAGAAGAGUGGAGGCUGUUAUAGCUGCAAAGGGGGGACCAACUCCAUAUUAAUGCCCAUGACUUUGGAAUGAGAUGUUCGACGAGCAGGUGUCCACAUACUUUUGGUGAUGUAGCUAGCUAGCAAGAUAACCUAAUUUGAUGUUGUCACAGAUGGAAGGGUUAGCUAGUUACCAUCAGUAUCUUUGUUGCGCUCUGUCGUUUACCUAGGUUGCUAGUCAUGUUAAUGUUAGCUUGCUAGCUAGCUGCUACAGUAUCUGUAGUCAGGAAGCUAGUUUGAUGCACAGUUCACAAAUAAGGUCUUCAUAAUCACAAAAGAAAACAUUAACGGUAACAAGUCGUGUUGGCAAUAGCUAUUUGAACAUCAGCAUCUCUUUUUACAGGUUCUGAUGCUGGCAGGUCUGACAUUGUGAACUCAGAUUUGUACAAACUUGAAGGACAUAGACACAAGCCAGGUGACAAGGCAGUUUCUCAGAAAAUCCUCACAAUGUCUAAGACCAGAGAGUCGGUGAAGGUGGUGGUCCGCUGUCGACCCAUGAAUGAGAAGGAGCGUGCUGCCAACUUUGAGAGGGUGGUGGAGGUGGAUGUGAAGCUUGGCCAGGUGGCCGUGAGAAACCCCCGGGGGGCUGCAGCCCACCAACACCCCAAGAUCUUCACAUUUGACUCUGUGUACGACUGGAACUCCAAACAGGUGGAUCUCUAUGAUGAAACCUUCAGGCCCCUGGUGGACUCAGUCUUGCUUGGUUUCAAUGGGACCAUAUUUGCGUACGGCCAGACAGGAACAGGAAAGACCUACACUAUGGAGGGGGUGCGCAAUGACCCAGAGAGAAGGGGUGUAAUCCCCAAUUCCUUUGAGCACGUCUUCACACACAUCUCCCGCUCCCAGAACCAGCAGUACCUGGUGAGGGCCUCGUACCUGGAGAUCUACCAGGAGGAGAUCAAGGACUUGCUGUCCAAGGACCAGUCCCGCCGUCUGGAGCUGAAAGAGAGGCCAGACACGGGUGUCUACGUCAAGGACCUCUCCUCCUUCGUCACUAAGAGUGUACGAGAAAUAGAGCAUGUCAUGAAUGUGGGGAACCAAAACCGCUCAGUGGGCUCCACCAACAUGAAUGAGCACAGCUCCCGGUCACAUGCCAUUUUUCUCAUUACCGUCGAGUGUAGCGAGCUGGGCGUCGACGGGGAGAACCACAUUCGAGUGGGCAAACUGAACCUGGUGGACCUGGCUGGUAGUGAGAGGCAGACCAAGACAGGAGCCCAGGGAGAGCGCCUGAAGGAAGCCACCAAGAUCAACCUGUCUCUGUCAGCCUUGGGGAAUGUCAUCUCUGCCCUGGUGGACGGCAGGAGCACCCACAUCCCCUACCGCGACUCCAAGCUCACCCGCCUGCUGCAGGACUCCCUGGGGGGCAAUGCCCGCACAGUCAUGGUGGCUAACAUCGGACCAGCCUCUUACAAUGUGGAGGAGACACUGACCACAUUACGCUACUCAAACCGGGCCAAGAACAUCAAGAACAAGCCCCGUGUCAACGAGGACCCCAAAGAUGCUCUGCUCAGGGAGUUCCAGGAAGAGAUUGCCCGGCUCAAAGAGCAGUUAGAGAAACGCUCAGGGAAAAAGAAGAAGAAGAGGAGGGGGGUUGGGGAAGCUGGGGAAGAGCUAGAAGAGGACACGGAGGAUGGAGAGACGGAGGAGGAUGAAGGUGUAGAACCAGCUGAUAAAGUGGGUGCAGAUUAUUGGUGUGAACAGCAGGAGAAGUUGGAGACUGAGAGGAAGGCCAUCAUGGAGGAUCACAGUCUGGUGGCGGAGGAGAAACAGAGGCUGCUAAAAGAGAAGGAGAGGAAGAUGGAUGCCCUCAAAAAGGAGCAGGAAGCAGGCGAUAUGCUGACUGCCAAAGUCAAGGUGAGGAGACUACAUUCUGGUCCUUUUCAUGGUCUUUUAGACCAACACUUAAAAUUAAAAAAAAUCAUUCUACCUGUUCUGUGUUUCCCUCACAUCUCUUGAUUGUGUCGUCUCCCAGGCGAUGGAGAGUAAGCUUCUGAUGGGGGGGAAGAACAUUGUAGACCACACCAAUGAGCAACAAAGGAUCCUUGAACAGAAGCGACAGGAAAUCGCUGAACAGGUAACGUAUACAGUUGAAGUAGGAAGUUCACAUACACUUAGGUUGGAGUCAUUUAAAGCUCGUUUUUCAACCACUCCACAAUUUCUUGUUAACAAACUAUAGUUUUGGCAAGUCGGUUAGGACAUCUACUUUGUGCAUGACACAAGUAAUUUUUCCAACAAUUGUUUACAGACAGAUUAUUUCACUUAUAAUUCACUGUAUCACAAUUCCAGUGGGUCAGAAGUUUACAUACACUAAGUUCACUGUGCCUUUUAAACAGCUUGGAAAAUUCCAUAAAAUGAUGUAAUGGUUUUAGAAGCUUCUGAUAGGCUAAUUGACAUCAUUUGAGUCAAUUGGAGGUGUACCUGUGGAUGUAUUUCAAGGCCUACCUUCAAACUCGGUGCCUCUUUACUUGACAUCAUGGGAAAAUCAAAAGAAAUCAGCCAAGACCUCAGGGGAAAAAAAUGGUAGACCUCCACAAGUCUGGUUCAUCCUUGGGGGCAAUUUCCAAACGCCUGAAGAUACCACGUUCAUCUGUACAAACGAUAGUACGCAAGUAUAAACACCAUUGGACCACGCAGCCAUCAUACCGCUCAGGAAGGAGACGCGUUCUGUCUCCUAGAGAUUAACGUGCCUUGGUGUGAAAAAUGCAAAUCAAUCCUAGAACAACAGCAAAGGACCUUGUGAAGAUGCUGGAGGAAACGGGUACAAAAGUAUCUACAGUAAAACGAGUCCUAUAUCGACAUAACCUGAAAGGCCACUGUGCAAGGAAGAAGCCACUGCUCCAAAACCGCCAUAAAAAAGCCAGACUACGGUUUGCAACUGCACAUGGGGACAAAGAUUGUACUUUUUUGAUAAAUGUCCUCUGGUCUGAUUAAACAAAAAUAUAACUGUUUAGACAUAAUGACCAUCGUUAUGUUUGGAGGAAAAAGGAGGAGGCUUGCAAGCCGAAGAACACCAUCCCAACCGUGCUGUGGGGGUGCUUUGCUGCAGGAAGGACUGGUGCACUUCACAAAAUAGAUGGCAUCAUGAGGAAGGAAACUUAUGUGGAUAUAUUGAAGCAACAUCUCAAGACGUCAGGAAGUUAAAGCUUGGUCGCAAAUGGGUCUUCCAAAUGGACAAUGACCCCAAGCAUACUUCCAAAAUUGUGACAAAAUGGUUUAAGGACAACAAAGUCAAGGUAUUGGAGUGGCCAUCACAAAGCCCUGACCUCAAUCCUAUAGAACAUUUGUGGGCAGAUCUGAAAAAGCUUGUGUGAGCAAGGAGGCCUACAAACCUGACUCAGUUACACCAGCUCUGUCAGGAGGAAUGGGCCAAAAUUCACCCAAUUUAUUGUGGGAAGCUUGUGGAAGGCUACCCAAAACGUUUGACCCAAGUUAAAGAAUUUAAAGGCAAUGCUACCAAAUACUAAUUGAGUGUAUGUAAACUUCUGACCCACUGGGAAUGUGAUGAAAGAAAUAAAAUCUGAAAUAAAUCAUUCUCUCUACUAUUAUUCUGACAUUUAAAAUAAAGUGGUGAUCCUAACUGACCUAAGACAGGGAAUUUGUACUAGGAUUAAAUGGCAGGAAUUGUGAAACUGAGUUUAAAUGUAUUUGGCUAAGGUGUAUGUAAACCUCCGACUUCAACUGUAUGUAUAGUCUUAGGUUAUUGAUAGCGGGUAAACACUCAAUAGACCGUCAAUCUAAUGGUAUUGAUUUGCGCUCUGAUGGGAAAUGUUAAAAUAUUUAUGUGAGUACUUUGUGUGAUUACACAACCUUGCCCUUCUUACCGAGAUGCUCUGUGUGUGUUCGCAGAAACGCAGAGAGAGGGAGAUGAAACAGCAGGUGGAGAAUCGUGAUGAGGAGACCCUGGAGUUGAAGGAAACGUACAGCUCUCUACAGCAGGAAGUGGACAGCAAGACCAAGAAGCUGAAAAAGGUAGGACAUUAGAAAACUAUACGAAAAGGGUGCACACGAUUCAUUAGAAAGCUGUCCUUUACGUUGUCAGUUUAGCCUACAAAAAAGUUCAAAGGAAAUUGUGCAUGCCACAAAAAUGUGUUUGCUACACUGAAUCAAACACUGUGGUGUUUUUGUCUGUUGUUGUGCUCUGUGCCUCACCACCCUGGUUUUUCUCCCCUCAGCUGUUUGCCAAGCUGCAGGCAGUGAAAACGGAGAUCCAUGAUGUCCAGGAGUUGCACAUCAAGGAGAGACAGGAGCUGGAGCAGACCCAGAAUGAGUUGACCAGGGAUCUCAAACUCAAGUAUGGAGCCACCAGGCUGCCCACAAGGCCAACUCUCUCAUUUCUCACACACAAUAAAAAGAAAACACAAAUCAAUAUAGUCUAUUUUGGUUGUUGCCCUCUGAUGAUGAUAAUAAUAAUAAUAAUAUGCCAUUUAGCAGACGCUUUUAUCCAAAGCGACUUAGUCAUGCGUGCAUACAUUUUUGUGUAUGGGUGGUCCCGGGGAUCGAACCCACUACCCUGGCGUUACAAGCGCCUUGCUCUACCAGCUGAGCUACAGAGGACCAUAUAUCCCAUUCUGACAAGGAGCACAUACAUCCCAUUUUUACAUUUUAGUCAUUCAGCAGACGCUCUUAUCCAGAGCGACUUACAGUACAUUCAUCUUAAGAUAGCCAGGUGAGACAACCACAUAUCACAGUCAUAGUAAGUACAUUCAUCUUAAGAUAGCCAGGUGAGACAACCACAUGUCACAAUCAUAGUAAGUACAUUCAUCUUAAGAUAGCCAGGUGAGACAACCACAUAUCACAGUCAUAGUAAGUACAUUCAUCUUAAGAUAGCCAGGUGAGACAACCACAUAUCACAGUCAUAGUAAGUACAUUCAUCUUAAGAUAGCCAGGUGAGACAACCACAUAUCACAGUCAUAGUAAGUACAUUCAUCUUAAGAUAGCCAGGUGAGACAACCACAUGUCAAUUUUUCCUCAAUAACGUAGCUGUCAGUCAGAGUUAGUUAUUGAUUGGUCUAGAUUAGGCAGACUGUAUUGCACUGUAGUUCCCUCGUCCCCCAUGACUGUUUACACCUCCUCCUAUUAUCAAUGAUAGUAUCAUCAGGCUGUUAGAGGCCCCUUCUUCAGCAGCAGAUCUGAUCUUGUUAUUGUUGUCUGCCAGGCAUCUCAUCAUUGAGAACUUCAUCCCCGUGGAGGAGAAGAAUAAGAUCGUGAACAGGGCGUUCUUCCAAGAGGACGACGACAACUGGAAGAUGCGUCCCAUCACACGCAUAGAGGAGUAUGUGCACAUUUCAUUAUCCAGUUAAUUAGACAUACAAACAUGCAAAAAAUCAUGAAUACAAAACACAGGGUUUGGAAUAAGUGGUUGGAAAAUCCCUCGUGUGUAGGAACACACACAGAUUGUCUUUUUAAUUAACCCUCGAUCUCACUCUCAGUGACCAGCAGAUGAUGACCAGGCCAGUGUCAGCGGUGGGCUACAGAAGACCCUUGAGCCAGCACGCCCGCACGUCCAUGGUGAUGACGGCUGACGUCAGGUACAAGGUAUGAUGAUGUUCUUCUCCUCUCUGUCACUCUCUGUGUCUGGUGAAUGUGACUUAGCCCUUGUCCAAUGGGUGGUAGCAGUUUCCUGACCUCUGACCCCCCCCCUCUCUCUGUCUCUCCCCAGGCUGAGAAUAUCCUGAUGCUGGAGAUGGACCUGCCUGCUCGGACCACUAAGGAGUAUGAGGAGCCGGUCAUAGCACCCACAGUAGCAGCAGCGUUGGAGGAUGCACUGCGGGAAGAGGAUGAGAUCCAGGUGGAUGCCUCUGGGUUGCACAACAGCCUUGGGCCCACCCAGACCACCAGCACUGGGGCCAUCAAGAAACCAAAGUCUGGGUAAGGGUCUGUCCCGUUCUGUACAAAUCAGCACUUUGUUUUGUCAGUUAUUUCAGUUGGGAGUGUUUCUGCCUGUUUAGUGUCACACAGGUCUACUCGAUACCACAGGGUUAUAAAGCAAUAAUCAUGAUUUAAAAGCCAAUGAUGUUUCCACCUCAAUGUUCUUUCCCCCCUAACAAAAUAUUUAUCUUCCCAUCUCCUUCAGCCGACCUAAAACAGGUAAGAAGACCGCCACCCCCACAUCUCCGUACAGCUCCUCCAGCCCAGGACAUCCUUUAUACCCACAAUCCCGUGGGCUUGUACCCAAGUGAUCACCCCACACCUUUCUGUUUUGGGACCCAAAAUGAAAGACUGCUUUUUGUUUAGUUUUUACAGUCUGUAAGAGAAAGAGAAGCAGUCUCAAGACUUAGAUUCAAGCUGCUUUUAUUUUGAUUUGACCUGAGACCGUAGCUGUUUUAUUAUUUCAGCUUUUUAAGGAAUUUGUAACUACCUUACCAUCCCAAAUGGUUACUGGACCAAUCCUUUUCUGAGCUCCACUUUUCUA
Messenger RNA from Coregonus sp. 'balchen', 8180 nucleotides. Lineage: Eukaryota; Metazoa; Chordata; Actinopteri; Salmoniformes; Salmonidae. The record is from the annotation of a GenBank genome assembly.